AUGAUCUUCCCCAGAAAACCCCUCCCCUACAGUGCUACCGUUGCCACAUGGAUCAUCUGUUCCCUGUGGAUCUCUCAGAUUGCCAAUGCAGCUCCACUGCCCCAGUCCUCUACCGACACAGCUAGCCCGACUAAUAACACCUUGAUUGAUCCCUUCUCAACCCCGUCCUAUCUGGCGCCCUCGAAGUUUACAUGGGAGCAAGGCAUCUAUGGCAUCUUGUUCAUAUUCUUUGGUGGAGUCGAGCUUUUGCAUGGAUACAAAUACAUUCGCUUCACAAUGCUCGUGGCAGGAUUCCUCGUCUGGGCGAGUACGGCCGUGAUGAUCAUGCUUAUCACGAACAUUAGCACUGGAAUAUACCAGUCCACGACAGUGUACUUUGUUGUCUGGUUUUUCAUCGGCAUCGCCGGAGCAAUCGUUUCGUUCUACCUCUGGCAUGUCGGCAUCAUCUUGACUGGUGCCUACGGAAUGUUUGUGGUGGUCGCCGUAGUCUUUACAGCAGGAAACGUGACAAACUAUAUCUUCCGCUAUACUGUUCUCGCGAUCUGCGUCGUCGCCGGCGGAUAUCUCACCAAGCGGUACGAGCGCAUGGCUGUGAUCCUGGCUACGUCCCUUGGUGGGGCGUACUGCAUCAUGUUUGGACUGGACAUGUUUGUUCAGGACCAAUUCAGAACCACGUUCCAUGUGAUGCUCUCCCAAUCGAGCGCUGCGUUCUACCCGACCGCAGGCACCUGGGUCAUGAUCGCCUGUGUACCCAUCAUUGCGGCCUUUGGCGUCGUCUGGGAAUUGAAGCAUCAUGAGGAGCCCGUCGGAAGCUGGUGGUUCGGCCAGGGCGCAAAGCCGUUGCCUCCACUCCCGGGUGAGAAGCCUCCAAGACGAUGCUGUGGCUGCUUGCUCUCGAGAUCCGCAAAGGCUGCCGCUACUGCGGAGAAAUCCAAGGUAUCGGAUCCGACGGCCGCGCUGACAGACAUGUCAGCCAACUUUGGCAGUGAUACCACGCUGGUGCCACCUCCCGCAAAGUCCAGAUCCCACUGGGCAUGUUGUUUCCCACUGCGUUCGAAGAAGGGCCAGGGGGAUGGGAAGAAGCCUGUUGAUACGACAUCGGGACCUAGUUCAUCUACCUCUGAGACCGCGCCCCACACGCCGACUUCAGGCGAGGUUAUGGAGGAGAAACUGAUUUCUUCCUCUCCUGCGUCUGAGGGCUCUAGUCCACCAUCACCGCCGGAGAAGGCGUAUAUUGGACACGAGACCAUUGGCCACACUGGGGUUCGAAAGGUGGUGAUCCAGCGCGAGGAGCGCGAGUUCAGCUUGGAGGUUGACGAGCGAUUGUGA
Gamsiella multidivaricata is the source of this 1329-nucleotide messenger RNA. RefSeq lists its product as uncharacterized. Gene Ontology annotation, cellular component: plasma membrane. The record is from RefSeq and is a predicted model, not a curated record. The coding region runs from base 1 to 1329 and encodes 442 amino acids. The transcript is spliced from 4 exons. Lineage: Eukaryota; Fungi; Mortierellomycota; Mortierellomycetes; Mortierellales; Mortierellaceae.